AUGUCCCAAAACCUUCCUAAUGAAAUUGUGAUUGAUAUCCUGUCAAGGUUGCCAGUUAAGUCCAUUGUCAAGUUUAAGUGUGUAAGCAAGCCUUGGCGCUCUUUGUUUACUGACCCUAAGUUCAUUGAGUUGCAUCUCAAUCGAGCUAUUGCCAAAAACAGCCAUUGCCUUCUGGUGCGGCAUGUGGCUGACCCAGAUGAAAAGAUUUACUCAAAAUGGAAUAAAGCAAUACUUGGGGAUAUUAAUAAGCUCGAAGUUCCCCUUCAGAAUAAAGGGAAUAAUUACUUAACAGUGAAAUCCGGAAAUUCAAUGAUUUGUGUGGGGAGAUACUGGGAUGAUGAAGAGAUUUACUCUUUCCGGAAUGCUGAAACUUUUGAAGAACUUGCAAGGCUAGAAGUUCCUGGACAAAGCAUAACCAAUUAUUUCUCAAUUGUGGGGUGUAGCAAUGGAUUAGUUUGUCUCAAUGAGGCAAAUUUUAAUGGCUCAUAUCACAGCCUUAACUCAUUUUUCUGGAACCCAGCUACCAGAGAAUUCAGAGCCCUUCCAAAGUACUUCAUCAACAAGUUCACCAGCUCACUCGUUGUGGUUGGUCUUGGAUUUGCAUUUGUUCCCAUAACCAAUGACUACAAAGUGGUGAGGAUUCUCUACUUCAUUGAAAGCAAAGUUCAUGAAGUUGAGGUGUUUUCACUAAACACAGAUUGCUGGAGUAAGGUUGAUGCAGACAUCCAGUGCAACAUCACCAGUCAACUUUCACAAGCAUAUGUGAAUGGAUCAUCACAUUGGAUGGCUACUAAGAGGGAUGAUGAUGGUAAUCCUCAUUACUCCAUCUUGUCAUUCAAUAUGGUUGAAGAAACUUUUGGCAUGUUGAUGCUGCCCAAAUGCUGUGAGAAAGAUCACUUUCCUAUGCAUAAAUUGCUUACAAUGUUUGAAGGAUCUCUUGUUGUGGUUGUUUACAAUCCUUACCAGUUGAAUAAGAGUUGUGACAUAUGGGUUAUGAACGAGUAUGGAGUGGCAAAGUCUUGGACUAAAACAUUCUCAUUUGGAAAUGAAGUUGAAGUCAUGAUACCAUUAGGCAUAUUUGAUAAUGGUGAAAUAAUAAUGGAAAAGGAGAAAGAUGGGGAGCUAUAUUCAUUUGACCCAAGGGCUAAGCAAAGAAAGAGUCUGAGUAUGUAUCAGCCUGCUCGCAUUGUCAAAUACAUAGAGAGCCUAGUAUCUCCCCAAGGAAGAAAUAGUAUUGGUGGUUCAGUUUCUGCUCCUUCCACCAGUCAGGUUGAGACUGGAGUGGUCAUUCAACAGCAAAAUGGAAGUGUCUAA
Pistacia vera is the source of this 1314-nucleotide messenger RNA. RefSeq names its product F-box/kelch-repeat protein At3g06240-like. The transcript has a single exon. NCBI's taxonomy places the organism in Eukaryota, Viridiplantae, Streptophyta, Magnoliopsida, Sapindales, Anacardiaceae. The coding region runs from base 1 to 1314 and encodes 437 amino acids. The record is from RefSeq and is a predicted model, not a curated record. Gene Ontology annotation, molecular function: protein binding.